AUGCAACCACAAUUCAGUAAAGUCGAAUGGAAGAGUAUUCAUAUGCACCCUCAGAUCCAUCCCAGAUUCAAAUUUCACCUAUGGCUAACCAUUAAGCAAAGGAUAGCAACUGUGGAUAGACUUAGUAAAUUUGGCAUCCAAGUGCAAGCAGAGUGUAUUUUUUGUGGAAAGGGUGAGGAAACUUUUGAACACCUAUACUUUGGCUGUCAGAAUACCAAAAAGCUGUGGGAAAGGAUACUGAAAUGGCUGGGACAUACAAGACUGAUAGGAGACUGGAAUCAUGAACUGAACUGGAUGAUCAACAUAGCCAAGAAGAAAGAGUACAUGGCAGAAAUGACUGUAGCAGCUUUUGCAAUGGUCGUGUACUGCAUUUGGCGUGAGAAGAACUCACUGAGAUUCAACAAAGGCAGAUACAAUAUAGAUGAAGUCUCUAAAGAAGUGGCGAUGCAUAUACACAUACAAGGAAGGAAGAAGAUUAAGUGGAAAGAAGGAUUAGAACUUGUAAAUAGAAUGCCUUAG
Messenger RNA from Nicotiana attenuata, 519 nucleotides. RefSeq lists its product as uncharacterized. The record is from RefSeq and is a predicted model, not a curated record. The transcript has a single exon. NCBI's taxonomy places the organism in Eukaryota, Viridiplantae, Streptophyta, Magnoliopsida, Solanales, Solanaceae. The coding region runs from base 1 to 519 and encodes 172 amino acids.